AAUGAUAAUGAAAUGUAAAAAAUGCCGAAUAAAGCAACAAUUUUUAUCACUUUUUUUGCUCUUUUUAUUGCAUUAAUCGUAAACAAACAUGAUUUCAUUCGACAGACCAUUGAAGAAUUAUUUAAAAUGUAUCGAACUGAAUUUGAUGAAAUGUCAUUGUUGAGAAAAACAUCAAUAAAAUUUGUACCGCCAAGCUCAAUAUGGUGUUCAUCAUCGAAUCCCGAUGAAGAGAAAUACUGUCGAUUUGAAACGCUGUGUUAUCGAACCAAUUCGAAUGAAUAUUUUCUUCUAUUUGAUUCAAAUUCUUCCAUUUUUUAUCCACCAUCUUUAUUCAUUACAAAUCAUACGAUAUUUUUUGGUCGUUUAUCUGCCGUUUGGGAUCAUAAUAGAUUUUUGAUAAAAUAUCUAGCUACUAUACCAUUCGAACGUAGAGAAGAGCUAAGAAAUGGAUCUCAAUUCUAUUGGAUUCCUGGACAUACAUUGAUUAUGAGUCGUUUUAAACCGGAUAAUUUACUUCAUCUAAUACACGAUGAUAUCUUGCCAUUACAGGCUACCAUUCGAGAACAAAUUGGAACCAACAUGAUUGAUAUAUUAUUUUUUAAUGAUCAUUGGCCAUUGUUAUUAGGACAUCCUUUCUUCAAACAACUGACAAAACGAGUAUUUUCACAAAAUGAAUUUACAUCUGAAUCUGUAAUCUGUUUUCAAAAUGCUUAUCUAGGUCUAUCUACAUCAACUGUUUGGUAUCAAUAUGGAUUUAAGCGACCACAAUCACCUAUACCAAGAAAACUAGAAGAAUAUCGUUACAUUCAAAUACAAGUUAAUGAAUUACGCGAAAAACUGUUUUCACUGAUGAGAUUAGAUCGAAUUGAUUGUCCUCGACGAAAUAUUGUACUUAUUGCACGUGAAGAAAAUCGUCGAAUCCUAAAUCUCAAUGAAUUUUCACGAUAUAUUUCGAAGAAAUUUAGCAACAAUCUUGAUGUUAUUCUUGUAUCACGUGAUAAAAUCGAUAAUUUUAUAGAAUUGAAACAAUUGAUCAACAGAGUGAUGUGUGCUGAAAAAUUUGUUGCAAUGCAUGGCUCUGAACAAAUAUUGGCCUUGUUCAUUAAACCACCAGCUAACAAUCAAAUUGAGGUGAUAGAGUUAUUUCCAUAUGGCAUUGAAGCCGAACGUUCAACCAUAUAUCGAACAUUUGCUGAAUCGAUAUUGGGAUAUAGAUAUUCGGCCUGGACGAAUCCGAUUCGCGCUAAUACACGUUUUCCCAACGAAAACGUACAUGGAUUAUCGCAUCUAACCGAAGAACAAAAGAAUUCCAUUCAAAAAUCGAUUGAUGAACCUCUUGAACCAUUUUUAUGUUGUGACCAUUUAGGAUGGUUAUAUCGAAUCUAUCAGGAUACUAUUGUUGAUAUAAAUAUAUUCAAUAGAUUUCUCGACGAAAUGAAAAUGACGACUGAUCAACAUCAUCAUUCAUCAUCAUUAUUGUUAUUAAAUCAUAAUCACCAAUUUUGGAAUUUUGGCGAAGUGCAAAAUCUUCGUUGUCAGUUUAUUAGCAUAAAAAAUGAUGAAGACAUUGACAGAAUAAAAAUUGAAUGGGAUCCGCCUUGGAACUUGCCAUUCAUCAUAGAACAACAACAAAAACAUGAAUCUCAGCGACAAUACCAUUACGAAGUAAUCAUACAAAAAGAAAAUGAUACUGAUCUUAAACAGCCUGUACAACAUAACGUUUAUCAUACAAGCAACACUUGGUUUGAAUUGAAGUACAAUGAAAAUAGUUUUCAUUGUUUUCAUGUAUGGAUUAAAAUAAAACUUAAUCGCGAUAAAAGUGAAAACGGUAUAAUCAAAAGUCAUUUUAAUCGACGACCAUUGUUUUGUUGUCAAAAUGAUGAUGGUAGUACAUAAAAAAAAUUAACGAACAAAAAAAUGAUAUAAUUUUUUUCGAAUUUUCGACAAUGUCGUAUUUGAAAUACAAUUACAUUAGUAUUUUAAUGUCAUAA
This is a messenger RNA of Dermatophagoides pteronyssinus (European house dust mite), 1991 nucleotides long. RefSeq names its product protein O-linked-mannose beta-1,4-N-acetylglucosaminyltransferase 2-like. Lineage: Eukaryota; Metazoa; Arthropoda; Arachnida; Sarcoptiformes; Pyroglyphidae. The record is from RefSeq and is a predicted model, not a curated record. Gene Ontology annotation, cellular component: endoplasmic reticulum. Gene Ontology annotation, molecular function: protein O-acetylglucosaminyltransferase activity. Gene Ontology annotation, biological process: protein O-linked glycosylation via mannose.